AUGGUGACUAUACGAAAGAAACGUGGGAAGUCAUCCUCGAAGGCUAAAGAGCCAAAAUUAGAGCCCGAGCUGGCUCAUCAAAUUUUGAUGCGGUCCAUGAACGAGUCCCGUGAACGCUUGUGUGAAGAGGAGAUUCAGCUCCGUCAACGUAUAAUCGAUGAGGAGCGAAGAGUUAUUGAUGAUGCACUUUCCCGUGAGUCAAACAUCCGUACCGUAAUUCUGGAAAAUGAGCUAAAGGCCAAAUAUGAAGAACUAAGGAAAGAUAUGAUGGAUUCGAUUAUGAAGCGCGAUUGGGAUCUUCAACUCGUGCAAGGUAAACUAACAGGUAUGGAGAAAGCGCAAGAAUUUCUUAUGAAGGAGAAGGAAACGGCUCUCCAACUUGCCAGCAAGCUUCAGGACCAACUUGAUCUGGCCCAAACAAUGUUUUUCGAGGAACGUGAAAUGCUGAAAAGUCGCAUUAAUAAGCUGGAAAAGGACUGCCGGGACUCGACAAAUGAGUCCAUUGAAUACCAAGCCCACAUCAGAAAGCUUGAAGAGUCUAACCGGAAUAAACAGGCGGCCUUCGAUGCAUCCUCAAAGGAGUUAAUCGUGUCGCAAACACCCGAUUCGCCCACAUCCGCUUCUGCUUCCGCUUCUGGGACGGAUGCCACCGGGAAUAGCGAUCUUGAGGAGGACGAAAACGAAGAGGACUUUUCCGAGGUGGAUAAAGAAACCGCAGCGCUUGUGGAGGUACUCAGAAGAGAAGUUGAGGUUUACAAGGAGCAGAUCGCCAACCUACAAAAUAAACUCCAUUCGAAGAAUCGCGACGAAGAAAAGACGAGCUUACUCGUCGCUGUACUGAACACGCAACUGGAGUCGGUUCGUGAAGAGAAUAAACACUUGCGUGAGACCGCACAAAAGCGAAUGGAUGAUAUCAAGUCGAUGCAAGAUUUUGUGCAAAGCGAACGUGAAAAAUAUUUUGCUCUCCUGGGAAAGGCUGAAAAUGCGGGUUCCGAAGCGUCAGUAAAGCAAACUCAGCUGCAGCUCGAGUUAGACGUCCACAAGAAGCAGGUGAUCGAGUUGACUUCUUCGCUUGAAAAAGUGACCAAUGAGCGUAACGCCCUCACAAAAAAACAUGAGGAAUAUGUUGAAAAUGCGAUUAAUCGUGAGCGAGAAGACUUUCGGGCCAAUACAUCAAUGAAAGCCCUAGUAGAAAAACAUCAAGACGAGAAGGAGCGGUUGUUAGAGGCAAACAAAAAAGCUCAAGAUGAUAUGUUCAACUACAAGGUCCUCACACGGGCAGAAAUGGACAGUCUGAAGAGUCGAUUGCAUACCAUGCAGGAAAUUUUAGACCAAAAGGAGCAGGAGAUUGUGAAAGUUACUCGAACGCUAAGUUCUGAAAAUGAGCAGUUGAAAGCGGAACGCGAUCAGUUGUGGGCUACAUGGCAAACCAAGACUCAAAGUAUGGAGGAAGAGCGGCAGAGCUUAAUCAAUCAGCGCGAUGCGCUGGCGGAGGAACUGAAGAAUCUCAGGAAGAGUUCCGCCGAAACGGAAAAGCAGCUCUAUGAAAACCUUGUUAUCAUGACGGCUUGCCAUGAUUCAAAGAAAGAAGAGCUUGAGCGGGAACAGGCUCGUUCAAGAGAGAGGGAUAAGGAGUACAACAACAAUAUUGUUUUCUUAAGGGCGGAUAAUGGAAAUCUCAAGACCAAAAUGUCCGAGAUACUCGCUUCGGCAGAGCAGAGGGAGAAGGAGGAUCUGGAACGUAUCACUCAUCUCGAGCGACAGAUUGGUGAGCUCAAUUCGAAAAUAGCCGUGGAGUACAUCCAGCGUGAUGAGACGUUGGCGAAAGCGGUCCAGCGGGCGGACCUCGCCGAGCGCAACGUCCGGCGACUCCAAAAUCAACUCCAAGAAGCCCACGAGAACUCCUCCAAGAAGGCGAUGGAGUCGUCAGACGUCGUGAAGGCCCUCCGCGCCGACGCGCGGGAGCUCAAGAGCGAACUCGAUCUCGCCAAGCGAACAAUCGAGCGACUGGAGGGCGACAUCGGGGAUCGCGCGAACUACAAACACCUCGCCACGAUGAACGAACACCUCACGGAGGAGCUCGCCGGGUAUCGCGCGCAGGUGGAUCGUCUGAGGGAGGAGCUCCGCAUCGCGCAGGAGGAUCAGCGGCAGCGCGGAUCCUCGAUUGAAAAGAUGGUGGAGGCCGGGGAGAAGGCGCGGCGACGGGCGGAAGGGUUGGAGCGGGCGCAGGCUCUUCUUUCUCCGCUUUUGGCGGCGUUGAGGGCGAGGGUGGGGGAGAGUGCAGGGGGGAUCGGGGACCUCUCGGACGGCCUCCGUGAGGCGCUCGAGCGCUACGACGCGGCGGUGGAGGAGAUCGCGCGGCCGAUUGAUUGCCCGGCGUGUGGGCGACCUUUACCGACGUCAACGAGGACGACGACGACAACAGCAGCGGAUGAGAGGGAGGGGGAGGGAGCGGACCUCCGUCGGACCCUCCCGGCGGUGCUGCAGCCCCGCCCGGCCCCUUCGCUCGCCGAUGGCGCCUCCGCCAUGCGGAUGGAGGGGCCCUGCAAGCCAAAACAAGGCAUCCCCCGGUAUGGGCGUUAUAAAGAGGUGGCCUUACCCCAGAUCAAUACAUUGUAG
Phytomonas sp. EM1 is the source of this 2619-nucleotide messenger RNA. The record is from the annotation of a GenBank genome assembly. NCBI's taxonomy places the organism in Eukaryota, Euglenozoa, Kinetoplastea, Trypanosomatida, Trypanosomatidae.